Molecule: messenger RNA, 1297 nt
Organism: Neoarius graeffei (lesser salmon catfish)
Lineage: Eukaryota; Metazoa; Chordata; Actinopteri; Siluriformes; Ariidae
Exons: 3
Coding region: 488-1297 (269 amino acids)
Source: RefSeq, a predicted model, not a curated record
UGAAGCCAUAUAUCGCCGUCGCACACCAGCAGGCCUUUCAAACCUCUGCAAGUCUCCGCGCUAAGAGCAAUAUUUCCAGAGACAUUCAGCAACACAGACGCCCAGGAAAGAAGUGGAGAAAAGCUUUCGUAAGCAUGGCAAGUCCAUCUAAGCGUGCCCGGGGCAGUCAGAGCGAAGGCGAGGCCAUCCUCGGCUAUCUACACAACGUCUCCCCAGUGAAGAUAUCUCGCAACAACACUCGCUACUUCGACGCGAUUGUGCAGACCGGUCAGGAGGAGUUCCGGCGAGUGGUGUGCUUUUCGCCAGAGAAGCGGGUGACUUGCGUGCAGGCCAGCGACAACCAUCAGGCGGUGAAACUCGUGGACUGUCGCAAGACGAUCAGUCAGAGUGAUCCUGGUGGUUACGACGUGGUGCUUACCCCCAAAGCCGGGUUGACGCAGCGGAGAAGUUGCCAUUCGGGCACCGUGAACUCCGCACUUCUGAAAAGAUGACGGUGGCUGAAGUUUUGGUCCUGGGACCUCGCCAGCGCAUAAGUGUCAGUCGGGUGGACGUGAAAAUUGUGCAGGCCCUUGGCUGCCGGAUCGUGCCCUUGAACAGCGUGCCGACGGAGGUGAAGGCGUUUGCGGUGUGCGACCCCACAGGCCAGACUUCUCUCAGCGUGUGGGGGGCUCAGGUAGUGUCUGUGCAAGAGGGCAGGUCAUACCGUUUUGACGCACUGGACACCAGGAAGCAGGGCGAUCUCACAGUUCUCACCACCACUCCGUCCAGUGCUGUUUCGGUAAUAGCCGAGGUCGGCCAGCCAUCGACGAUGGAGCCACUGUCGCCCGGUGUGAAGCAGACGGUCCGAGGGGAGGUCACUGGCGUGCAGAUCGUGGCGAAUCCUCAGUGCCGUAGGUGCCACGCCAGCCAGGACGGCCUGGCCACUAGGAGCACCACACACCGGUGUGAGCGCUGCAAAAUUCUCCAGCGGACUAAUGCCUACACGUUCACUUAUGCCGGCGUUCUGAUCGUCAUGGGGGACGAUGGCAUGGAGCUGUCCGGCACCCUCACGAACUCUGCUGUCUUUAACUACGUGCGGGAUAAUUUUCUCUCCGCCUCGGCUCACGACAGCCCGGUGCUGGAAGAGCACGUGAUCGGUCAGGGUGAGCUUGAGGUGACCACGAACGGUGAGGGCUUGGUGCUGGGUUUCGUGAGUGCGCGCUCGGCUGAGCCCGUUCAGUCGCCCGCUGCGCAAGGCGACCAGGCGGAAUUGAGUUUUGAGGAACUCUUUGGACAUGACAAGGACACUGAAGGCUGA